AUAUAUCUAAUCAAUUGUAACGAUUUUUCUAUUAAAGUUGGUGUUUUUCUUAUUUGAAAUCAUUUCUGUACCAAGUUAGACCUCAUCCAUUAUCAAUAUGAGACCUGAAAUCGAACAAGAAUUAUCUCACACUUUAUUGACUGAGUUAUUAGCUUAUCAAUUUGCUUCACCAGUUAGAUGGAUUGAAACUCAAGAUGUGUUCUUACAACAACAUAACACUGAAAGAGUAGUUGAAAUCGGUCCUUCUCCAACUUUAGCUGGUAUGGCCACUAGAACCAUUAAAGCCAAAUAUGAAUCUUAUGAUGCUGCUCUUUCUUUACAACGUCAAGUUUUAUGUUACUCUAAGGAUGCUAAGGAAAUUUAUUACACUCCAGAUCCAGCUGAUAUUGCUCCUCCAGCUAAGGAAGAAUCUACUUCUGCUCCUGCUCCUGCUCCAGCUGCCGCUGCUGCUGCCCCAGUCGCCGCCGCUCCAGUUGCUGCUGCUCCAGCUCCAUCUGCCGGUCCUGCUGCUUCCAUCCCUGAUGAACCAGUUACUGCUAAAUUACUUUUACACGUUCUUGUCGCUCAAAAGUUAAAGAAACCUUUAGAUGCUGUUCCUUUAUCCAAAGCUAUUAAAGAUUUAGUUAACGGUAAAUCCACCGUUCAAAAUGAAAUUUUAGGUGAUUUAGGUAAAGAAUUCGGGUCAACUCCUGAAAAACCAGAAGAUACUCCAUUAGAAGAAUUAGCUGAACAAUUCCAAGAUACUUUCAAUGGUCAAUUAGGUAAAACUUCAAGUUCUUUAAUCAGUAGAUUAAUGGCUUCUAAAAUGCCGGGUGGUUUCUCAAUCACUGUUGCUAGAAAAUAUUUAGAAUCAAGAUAUGGUUUAGCUUCAGGUAGACAAGAUUCCGUUUUAUUAAUUGCUUUAACUAACGAACCAGCUGCUAGAUUAGCUUCUGAAGUCGAAGCUAAAGCUUUCUUAGACUCAGUUGCUACCAAAUAUGCUUCAACUGCUGGUAUUUCUUUAUCUUCAGCUUCUGCUGGUGGUGCCGCUGGUGGUGGUGCUGGUGGUGCUGUUAUUGAUAGUGCUGCUUUAGAUGCUUUAACUGCUGAAAACAAGAAAUUAGCUAAACAACAAUUAGAAACUUUAGCCAGAUACUUACAAGUUGAUUUGAAUAAAGGUGCUAAAUCUUUUGUCAAAGAAAAGGAAGCUUCUGUUGUCUUACAAAAGGAAUUAGAUUUAUGGGAAGCUGAACAUGGUGAAUUCUAUGCCAAUGGUAUUAAGCCAACUUUCUCAUCCAAGAAAUCAAGAACUUAUGAUUCUUAUUGGAAUUGGGCUAGACAAGAUGUUUUAUCAAUGUAUUACGAUAUUAUCUUUGGUAAAUUAACAUCUGUCGAUAGAGAAACUAUUCAACAAUGUAUUCAAAUUAUGAAUAGAUCAAACCCAACUUUAAUUAAAUUCAUGCAAUAUCAUAUUGAUCAUGUCCCAGAAUACAAAGGUGAAACUUAUAAAUUAGCCAAAAAAUUAGGUCAACAAUUAAUUGAUAAUUGUAAACAAACUUUAGGUAUUGAUCCAGUUUAUAAGGAUGUUAGUAAGAUUACUGGUCCAAAGACUACUGUUGAUGCUAAAGGUAGUAUUGUUUAUGAAGAAGCUAACAAAGAUGCUGUUAGAAAAUUCGAACAAUAUGUUUAUGAAAUGGCUCAAGGUGGUAAAAUGACUAAAAUUGAACAACCAACUAUUCAAGAAGAUUUAGCUAGAGUUUAUAAAGCUAUCACCAAACAAGCUUCAAAGAAUGAUAAAUUAGAAUUACAAAAAUUAUAUGAUCAAUUAAUUAAGGUUGUUGAUUCUUCUUCCGAAAUUCAAACUCAACAAUCAACUAAAUCUGUCUUACAAGCUACUGGUAACUCAACUCCAACUGAUGAUGAUGAAUUAUCUACUGCUUCUGACGAUGAUGAAAUUGCUUCUUUACCAGAUAAGACUUCAAUCUUACAACCAGUUUCUUCAACUAUUCCUUCUGAAACUUUACCAUUCUUACAUAUCAAGAAGAAGAAUGGUGAUCUUUGGGAAUACAACCGUAAAUUAUCUUCUGUCUACUUAGAUGGUUUAGAAAGUGCUGCCAUUAAUGGUCUUACCUUCAAAGACAAAUACGUUUUAGUUACAGGUGCCGGUGUUGGUUCUAUUGGUGCUGAAAUCUUACAAGGUUUAAUCUCUGGUGGUGCUAAAGUUAUUGUUACCACCUCUAGAUUCUCCAAAAAGGUUACUGAAUAUUACCAAAACAUGUAUGCCAGAUAUGGUGCUGCUGGUUCUACUUUAAUCGUUGUUCCAUUCAAUCAAGGUUCUAAACAAGAUGUUGAUGCUUUAGUCACUUACAUUUAUGAUGAACCAAAGAAGGGUGGUUUAGGUUGGGAUUUAGAUGCCAUUAUUCCAUUCGCUGCUAUUCCAGAAAAUGGUAAUGGUUUAGAUAACAUUGAUUCUAAAUCUGAAUUUGCUCACAGAAUUAUGUUAACCAAUCUUUUAAGAUUAUUAGGUGCUGUUAAAUCUAAGAAAACCAGUGAAACUAGACCAGCUCAAUGUAUUUUACCAUUAUCUCCAAAUCAUGGUACUUUCGGUUUUGAUGGUUUAUACUCAGAAUCCAAGAUUUCUUUAGAAACUUUAUUCAAUAGAUGGUACUCUGAAGAUUGGGCCACUAAAUUAACCGUUUGUGGUGCUGUUAUUGGUUGGACUAGAGGUACUGGUUUAAUGAGUGCUAAUAACAUGAUUGCUGAAGGUAUUGAAAAAUUAGGUGUUAGAACUUUCAGUCAAAAGGAAAUGGCUUUCAACAUUUUAGGUUUAUUAACUCCAGAAAUUGUUCAAUUAUGUCAAGAAGAACCAGUUAUGGCUGAUCUUAAUGGUGGUUUACAAUUCAUUGAAAACUUGAAGGAAUUCACUUCUAAAUUAAGAACCGACUUACUUGAAGAUGCUGAAGUUAGAAGAGCUGUUUCUAUCGAAGCUUCUAUUGAACAAAAGGUUGUCAAUGGUGACAAUGUUGAUGCUAACUACUCUAAGGUCACUGUUCAACCAAGAUCUAACAUGAAAUUCGAAUUCCCAGGAUUAAAGACUUACGAUCAAAUCAAAGAAAUUUCUCCAGAUUUAGAAGGUAUGUUAGAUUUAGACAGUGUUAUCGUCGUUACCGGUUUCUCUGAAGUUGGUCCAUGGGGUAACUCUAGAACCAGAUGGGAAAUGGAAGCCUAUGGUGAAUUCUCAUUAGAAGGUGCCAUUGAAAUGGCCUGGAUUAUGGGUUUGAUUAAAUACCAUAACGGUAACUUAAAGGGUAAACAAUAUUCUGGUUGGGUUGAUGCUAAGACCCAAACUCCAGUUGACGAUAAAGAAAUUAAAUCUAAGUAUGAAGAAGAAAUUAUUGAACAUGCUGGUAUUAGAUUAAUUGAACCUGAAUUAUUCCAUGGUUAUGAUCCAAAUAAGAAACAAUUAAUCCAAGAAGUCAUUAUUGAAAGUGAUAUGGAACCAUUUGAAGCUUCCAAGGAAACCGCUGAACAAUAUAAACAUGAACACGGUGACAAGUGUGAAAUCUUUGAAAUUGAAGAAACUGGUGAAUAUACCGUUAAGCUCUUAAAGGGUGCCACUUUAUACAUUCCAAAGGCUUUAAGAUUUGAUAGAUUAGUUGCUGGUCAAAUUCCAACCGGUUGGAAUGCUCGUACUUAUGGUAUUCCAGAAGAUACUAUCAAUCAAGUUGAUCCAAUUACCUUAUACGUUUUAGUUUCUACUGUUGAAGCUUUACUUUCUUCAGGUGUUACUGAUCCUUAUGAAUUCUAUAAAUAUGUCCAUAUUUCAGAAGUUGGUAACUGUUCCGGUUCUGGUAUGGGUGGUGUUUCCGCUUUAAGAGGUAUGUUUAAGGAUAGAUAUGCUGAUAAACCAGUUCAAAAUGAUAUUUUACAAGAAUCUUUCAUCAAUACUAUGUCCGCUUGGGUUAAUAUGUUACUUUUAUCUUCAUCUGGUCCAAUCAAAACUCCAGUUGGUGCUUGUGCCACUGCAGUUGAAUCAGUUGAUAUUGGUAUUGAAACUAUUUUAUCUGGUAAGGCUAAGAUUUGUCUUGUUGGUGGUUAUGAUGAUUUCCAAGAAGAAGGUUCUUAUGAAUUCGCUAACAUGAAUGCCACUUCUAAUGCUCUUGAAGAAUUUGAACAUGGUAGAACUCCAAAGGAAAUGUCCAGACCAACCACUACUACCAGAAAUGGUUUCAUGGAAGCUCAAGGUUCAGGUAUCCAAGUUAUUAUGGGUGCUGGUUUAGCUCUUAAGAUGGGUGUUCCAAUUCAAGGUGUUUUAGCUAUGACUGCCACUGCUACUGAUAAGAUUGGUAGAUCAGUUCCAGCUCCAGGUAAAGGUAUUUUGACUACUGCCAGGGAACAUCACGGUGAUUUGAAAUACAAAUCUCCAACCUUAGAUAUUAAAUACAGAUCCAGACAAUUGAAACAAAGAUUAGUUCAAAUUAAAGGAUGGGAAGAAUCUGAAAUUUCUUACUUACAAGAUGAAGCUGAAUUAGCUAAGGAAGAAUAUGGUGCCGAAUUUUCUCAAAGUGAAUUCUUAAGAGAAAGAACGGAAGAUAUCCAUCGUGAAGUCAAACGUCAAGUCACUGAUGCUAAAAAACAAUGGGGUAAUAACUUCUACAAAUCCGAUCCAAGAAUUUCUCCACUUAGAGGAGCUUUAGCUGCUUUCAACUUAACUAUUGAUGAUUUAGGUGUUGCUUCAUUCCAUGGUACUUCUACCGUUGCUAAUGAUAAGAAUGAAUCUGCCACCAUCAAUGCUAUGAUGAAACACUUGGGUCGUACUGAAGGUAAUCCAGUGUUUGGUGUUUUCCAAAAAUUCUUAACUGGUCAUCCAAAGGGUGCUGCCGGUGCUUGGAUGUUGAAUGGUGCUCUUCAAAUUCUUAACACUGGUUUAGUUCCAGGUAAUAGAAAUGCUGAUAAUGUUGAUAAAGUGUUAGAAGCCUUUGAUUACGUUUUAUUCCCAUCUAGAUCUAUCCAAACUGAUGGUAUUAAGGCUGUUUCUGUUACUUCAUUCGGUUUCGGUCAAAAAGGUGCUCAAGCUAUUGUUGUUCAUCCAGAUUACUUAUACGCUGUCUUAGAUAGAGAAACUUAUGAAUCAUAUGCCGAAAGAGUUUCUGCUCGUAACAAGAGAACUUACAGAUACAUGCACAAUGCUAUUACUCGUAACACUAUCUUUGUUGUUAAGGAUAAGGCUCCUUAUGCUGAUGAAUUAGAACAACCAGUUUACUUAGAUCCAUUAGCUAGAGUUGAAGAUUCCAAGAAAGCUUUUGCUUUCAGUGCCAAAUCAGUUCAAUCCAACAAAUCCUACGUCAGUGACAGUGCUACUGCUACUGCUACUGCCUUAGCUUCUUUAAACAAGUCAUCUAAGGGUGUUGGUGUUGAUGUUGAAUUACUUUCUGCCAUCAACUUGGAAAAUGAAACUUUUAUUGAAAGAAACUUCACUGCUUCUGAACGUGAAUACUGCGCUAAAGCUCCAUCUUCUCAAGCCUCUUUCACUGGAACUUGGUCUGCUAAGGAAGCUGUUUUCAAAGCCUUAGGUGUUGAAUCUAAGGGUGCUGGUGCCGCUUUGAUUGAUAUUGAAAUCACUAGAGAUGGUAAAGGUGCUCCUCAAGUUGUCUUACAUGGACAAGCUAAAGCUGCUGCUGCCAAGGCUGGAGUCAAGAACAUUGCUGUUUCUAUUUCCCAUGAUGACUACCAAGCUACUGCCGUUGCUUUAAGUGAAUUUUAAUUUUAAUUUUAGAUAGCUUUUUUAGUCUUGUUUACAUAUUGAAUGCAAAUUUAUAAAUAUUUAAAAAAAGGAUCUCGAAUUUGUAAUGACACAAAAGUAAAAAUUCGUUGCCUUUUCAUUUUUUAUUGUAUGCGUGUGUGAGAAUGGAAAGAGUGAGAGAGAGGAAAAAAAAAACAUA
Scheffersomyces coipomensis is the source of this 5921-nucleotide messenger RNA. RefSeq names its product trifunctional fatty acid synthase subunit (gene FAS2). Gene Ontology annotation, biological process: long-chain fatty acid biosynthetic process. The transcript has a single exon. Bases 98 to 5743 code for a protein of 1881 amino acids. Gene Ontology annotation, molecular function: 3-oxoacyl-[acyl-carrier-protein] synthase activity; fatty acid synthase activity; magnesium ion binding. Gene Ontology annotation, cellular component: fatty acid synthase complex. Lineage: Eukaryota; Fungi; Ascomycota; Pichiomycetes; Serinales; Debaryomycetaceae. The record is from RefSeq and is a predicted model, not a curated record.